AUGGCGGGCGCUGCGAGAGCCCUCAACUGGAUGUACCGCAUGGCGGUGCCGGCCUCGGCUGCCUUCUUCAUUGGCAGCCAGGCCAUCUACGAUGUCAAGGGUGGAACGCGGGCAGUCAUCUUUGACCGAGUGAGCGGUGUCAAGGAGACGGUCGUCAACGAGGGCACUCACUUCCUGAUCCCCUGGCUGCAGAGGAGCGUCAUUUUUGACGUGCGGACCAAGCCCAGGAAUAUCGCAACCACGACGGGCAGCAAGGAUUUGCAGAUGGUUAGCUUGACCCUGCGAGUGCUGCACCGGCCAAACGUCAAGGCCCUCCCCAAGAUCUACCAGAACCUCGGUAUCGACUACGAUGAGCGAGUCCUCCCCUCCAUUGGAAACGAGGUCCUCAAGUCCAUCGUCGCCCAGUUCGACGCCGCAGAGCUCAUCACUCAGCGAGAGGCUGUCUCUGAGCGCAUCCGCGCCGAUCUGACCCGCCGCGCCGCCGAGUUCAACAUUGCCCUGGAGGACGUGUCCAUCACCCACAUGACUUUCGGCCGCGAGUUCACAAAGGCCGUCGAGCAGAAGCAGAUUGCCCAGCAGGACGCCGAGCGGGCGCGCUUCAUCGUCGAAAAGGCCGAGCAGGAGCGACAGGCCAACGUCAUCCGCGCCGAGGGAGAGUCCGAGUCUGCCGACGCCAUCAGCAAGGCCAUCCAGAAGGCUGGUGAUGGCCUCAUCCAGAUCCGAAAGAUCGAGGCCAGCCGAGAGAUCGCCGCCACUCUGUCGUCGAACCCCAACGUGGCGUACCUGCCUAGUGGAAAGCAGGGCGGUCAGUACCUGUUGUCGGUGGGCAAGGCUUAA
Messenger RNA from Fusarium keratoplasticum, 837 nucleotides. Its product is annotated as Prohibitin. Gene Ontology annotation, cellular component: membrane; mitochondrion. The record is from RefSeq and is a predicted model, not a curated record. The transcript is spliced from 2 exons. Gene Ontology annotation, biological process: mitochondrion organization. Lineage: Eukaryota; Fungi; Ascomycota; Sordariomycetes; Hypocreales; Nectriaceae. The coding region runs from base 1 to 837 and encodes 278 amino acids.